GGCGGCGUCGGCACCCAGCACCUGCCACCGGUGGGGACUCACUUUUGCGGAACAGAAAACCAGAGUUGCUCGCUAGGGCCAGUUCACCGAGGCUGAAGUCUGUAAGCCUGGAAAGACCUUCAGCAGUAAUUUGCAAAUUCCAAAAUGACUACUCUGCCCCCACUACCCAUGACACGUCCAAAGCUUAUGGACUUAGCCAGGCAGAAGCUACCAUGCUCCUCAGGAUCAAUUCCAAGUUCUCAAUUGAUCAAAGAAAAAGAAGACAUAGAUCAUUACGUGGAGGUGAAUUUCAAAGGAUUGUCAAAAGAGGAGGUUGCUGCCUACAGGAACUCGUACAUGAAGAACAUCUGCGUGGACAUGCUGCGGGACGGCUAUCACAAGUCCUUCACCGAGCUCUUUGCGCUGAUGAAGCAGUGGGAGACCCUGAGGGUGGCCGCACGGCGCAGGUCCAUCUUCUGGCUGCAGAAGCCUCUGGAGGACCAGCCAGAUAAACUGGAUUACUUCUACUACCACCUUACCAGGGCCGAGGCCGCCGAGAGGAAAGGAUACUUUGAAGAGGUAUAUAAUAACUUGUACGCUCUGGCCUGUUUCUUCGAUAACGCUGAAGACAAGUGGGUAAGGAACCACUUCUAUGAACGAUGUUUUCAGAUUGCGCAGUUGAUCAAAAUCGACGGUGGGAGGAAAGAGGCCGAGGCGCAUGCGCACAUGGGCCUUUUCUACGAGGAAGAGGGUCAGCUUCUGGAAGCCGCUGAGCAUUAUGAGGCAUUCCAUCAAUUGACGCAGGGGCGGAUAUGGAAGGAUGAGACAGACCGCUUUCUCAACUUGUGGGCCUGCGAAAGUCUCCUGAGGACUUACAGAUUACUCUCAGAAAAAAUGCUGGAGAAUAAAGAAUACAAACAGGCCAUCAAAAUUCUAAUAAAAGCUUCUGAAAUAGCCAAAGAAGGAAAUAACAAGAAGAUGGAAGGAGAAGCUUUGUAUUACCUGGGCUUAGCACACCUGGCUGCUGAGGAACAGGAUACUGCAAUGGCAGUCCUCAAUGCUUACAGCAAAAUCUCUACAGACCUGAAUGAUGAUCUCAGCCUGGGCAAAGCCUACGAAGCCAUCGCCAAGGUCCUACAGAGCCAAGGACAGAUGACAGAAGCAAUUCAAUACUUGAAAAAAGUUGUGAACCUUACAAAAAACAAUUUUCAAAGCCUGGACGUCGUGAAAGCGAGUACAAUGCUUGGGGACAUCUAUAACGAAAAAGGACAUUACAAAAAAGCUUCUGAGUACUUUCAGCAAGCUUUUGACACAACAAUAGAACUAAUGAACUUGUCUCUGCUGGAUGAAACCAAAGUUCAUUAUGGGAUAGCAAAAGCCCAUAGGAUGAUGCUGACAAUGAAUAAUUAUAUAGAAACUGCAGAUCUCACCAGCCUCAACCACCUGCUGUCCUGGAAGGAGCGGAGAAGUGACAUUGAUCUUGAUCAGGUUGUUGGAGCGUCUAGAGGAUCCGCAACAGAAAACAUGGCUCAAAACUCAGAACAUUCAGAAGAACUCACCAGAUCUCCAGAUAAUCAAAAAAAAGAAACUGAAAGCAGCAUUUGACUCAACAUCAAAGCAGGAAGAAAUUUAUCAUGUCACUUGAGACUUCAUUCCUAUAGUAGGAGCAUGUUACAAAUAAUAUAGAGUUAAAUGAAACUGACUAUGACUAUGUUUUUAUUGGAUUUUUGUGUUAUAGUACUACAAAUUUAGCCUAAAACAUCUAAAUCCAUGAAAAUAAAAUAUAUCCUAAAUGCUUAGAAAGAUCAACUAUUAUCCAUAACAUAAACUGUAAAAAUUACAGUUAAUCGUGUUACCCAUUACUCCACAGGAAAUAGUGAUAUAAUAGAAUCAAAAUGUAAUUGUUUCUGAUGAGAAAAUAAUUGCAAGCUUAAGGAAAUCUUUCACACUGAAUAAAUGCAAGAUAAUAUUUACUAAAAUUCCAGGGAAACUUUCCAAAAUAGUUAAACAUAUUAUACAAGAAAGAUGAUUGUGUUGAAAAGUAAUGUUCAGUUUACUAUGUAAAAGUAUAUUUUAUACUUUUAGCUGAUAGUACAUAACCUGACUUAUCCAUGUUAAUUUUAAAAAUUUAAGAAAAUCCUCAAUCUUAGGACCCUUCUCUAAUGUGUCUUUCAAAUGAAAAGACAUGACUGAAAUUGUUGUUUGUAUAACUUCUGGAGACCUGCAGGUCCAUGAAUGUAGUACAUUAUCAAGAAUAAAGAUGUU
Sciurus carolinensis (gray squirrel) is the source of this 2244-nucleotide messenger RNA. RefSeq names its product tetratricopeptide repeat domain 29 (gene Ttc29). Lineage: Eukaryota; Metazoa; Chordata; Mammalia; Rodentia; Sciuridae. Gene Ontology annotation, molecular function: protein binding. The coding region runs from base 145 to 1584 and encodes 479 amino acids. The transcript has 13 exons. The record is from RefSeq and is a predicted model, not a curated record.